AACUCAGACGCCCCAGAUCCGAGAUGGGGGCGAUGGCUCCGCGCGCGAUGCUCCUGCUGCUGGCGGCCGCCCUGGCCCCGACCCGGACCCGCGCGGGCUCGCACUCGCUGCGGUAUUUCCACACCAUCGAGUCCCGGCCCGGCCUCGGGGAGCCCCGGUUCAUCUCUGUCGGCUACGUGGACGACACGCAGUUCGUGCGCUUCGCCAGCGACGCAGAGACUCCGAGGGUGGAGCCGCUGGCUCGGUGGGUGGAGCAGGAACCGGAGUAUUUGCUGAGGGAGACGCGGAGAGCCAAGGGCUGGGAGCAGGCUUUCAGAGGAAACCUGAGGACCCUGCUGGACUACUACAACCAGAGCAAGGGCCAUCCCCCAAAGACACAUGUGACCCAUCACCCAACACUGAAAGGAGACAUCACCCUGAGGUGCUGGGCCCUGGGCUUCUACCCUGCUGAGAUCUUCAUGACCUGGGAGAGGGAUGGGGAGGAACAGACUCAGGACAUGGAACUGGUGGAGACCAGGCCUGCAGGGGAUGGAACCUUCCAGAAGUGGGCAGCUGUGGUGGUGCCUUUUGGGGAGGAGCAGAGAUACACAUGCCAUGUGCACCAUGAAGGGCUGUCUGAGCCCCUCACCCUGAAAUGGGAGCCUCCUCAGUCCACUGUCCCCAUCAUGGCAAACAUUGCUGUUCUGGUUCUCCUUGGAGCUGUGGCCAUCAUUGGAGCUGUGGUAGCUGUUGUGAAGAUGAGAAGGAGAAACACAGGUAGAAGAAGAGAGAACUAUGCUCCGUUUCCAUUGUGAAGACAGCUGCCUGUCCUGACAGAGUGACAGAGAUGUGCUCAGGUCUCUCCUGUGACAUCCUGAGCCCCUCAGUUCACUCUCAGCAACAGUGUCUGAUGUUCCCUGUGAUCCUGUGGGCUCAAUAUGAAGAACUGGGGAGCCACACACCCCCUGCACACCAGGACCCUGUCACUGCACUGCCUGUGUUCCCUUCCACAGCCAACCUUCCUGGUCCAGCAGACAGGAGGGGACAUCUCCAUCCUGUCACCUCCAUGCUGCCCUGAGCUGCAGCCCCCGACUCCCCACUGAAAAUAAGAAUCUGAAUGUGAACUUGAUGUUCACGUCCUUGAUCUGACAGGUGGAUUGGCAGGUAAAUUAAAGGAUUGAAAUACUUAGAUCUUGGGGAGGAAAUAAAUGGCCGCAUGGAGAACCUUCCA
Messenger RNA from Peromyscus maniculatus bairdii (prairie deer mouse), 1210 nucleotides. NCBI's taxonomy places the organism in Eukaryota, Metazoa, Chordata, Mammalia, Rodentia, Cricetidae. The record is from RefSeq and is a predicted model, not a curated record.